AUGAGUGAUGCGAAUAAAUCCUCGACCGCCAAGGGUGCUCCGAAGCUCCCUGAGGUUCAGCAGCAUCUCGUGCGCCCCAAUGAUCCAGUCGUCGGAACCAUCGUCUCCACCAAACGCUGCACCGUGUCCGAUCGUUCCGCGAGUUAUGUCCGGCACAUCGAGAUCGAUGUCGCUGGAACCGCUCUGGAAGGAUCCUGGAGAGCAGGACAGUCCUUUGGUGUCAUCCCACCCGGCACAACUCAAUCUGGCAAGCCCCACAAACUCCGUCUCUACUCCAUCUCAUGUCCGACAGGAGGCGAAACAGGGGAUGGCACGAUCAUCUCAACCACACUCAAACGACUCAUCGACGAGCACUGGGAUGACCACACUCUCUAUCUCGGAGAGUGCUCCAACUACCUCGCGGAUCUGCAGGUCGGCGACAAGGUCGAACUGACCGGUCCAGCCGGGAAACGAUUCCUGCUCCCAGAGCAUCCAGAAGAUCACAACUUCAUCUUCUUCGCCGCAGGGACUGGGAUCGCGCCAUUCCGAGGGAUGAUCGGGGAUCUCGUCAAAGCCGGGAUGCCCUCACGCGUGGACCUGUUUAUGGGCGUCUCGUACGAGACCGAUCUGCUCUACGACAACGAGUUCAAGGAACUCGCGAAGGAUUACCCCGAUCGCUUCUUCUAUCGUCCCGCGAUCUCGCGUCAUCUGACGCACAACCAGUCCCGAUACAUGUAUGUCCAGCAUCGGCUUGAGGAAGAUCGAGCCGUGCUCACAGAGAUCCUCAAGAGCGAGCGGACGCUGAUCUACAUCUGCGGCAUCGCAAAGAUGGAAAUGGGGAUCUUUCGGAUGCUCAAACGCAUCCUCGAUCCAGAAUCGCUCGCACAGUACCUCAAGAUCGAUCCUUCCAUCGGGAAUGACCCAGACCAAUGGAAUAGAUCGAUGAUCCCAAGGAGGAUCAAACCGACCAAACGGCUGAUGCUUGAGGUGUACUAG
Messenger RNA from Symbiodinium sp. CCMP2592, 975 nucleotides. NCBI's taxonomy places the organism in Eukaryota, Dinophyceae, Suessiales, Symbiodiniaceae. The record is from the annotation of a GenBank genome assembly.